Dovyalis caffra is the source of this 155-nucleotide messenger RNA. Lineage: Eukaryota; Viridiplantae; Streptophyta; Magnoliopsida; Malpighiales; Salicaceae. The record is from the annotation of a GenBank genome assembly.
AAAAAAGAAUGGGCCAACACAAAGAAAGCGUUUCAUAAGACCAGUACAAAUUCAUUCAAAGUCCUGCCAGACAAAAUUGGGAUGCGGUCAAAAUUCCCAAGUUCGCUGAAAAUUCCUCGUUACUCCCCUGGAAAUUGGCCUCUUGUCUUUGACCG